Messenger RNA from Salmo salar (Atlantic salmon), 4345 nucleotides. RefSeq names its product aminoadipate-semialdehyde synthase (gene aass). Gene Ontology annotation, cellular component: cytoplasm. The record is from RefSeq and is a predicted model, not a curated record. Gene Ontology annotation, molecular function: saccharopine dehydrogenase activity. Lineage: Eukaryota; Metazoa; Chordata; Actinopteri; Salmoniformes; Salmonidae.
UAUAUAUAUCUACGAAUUCCGCAGGCCACAGCCUACAUCGCAAUAUUCACUGUGCUGUGUAUCCCGUCCACGCCAUAUUCUUGUCACCUCUGAACGACACUGUAGGCUACCUUUCUGCACCUAGAAAGACUUCCGCCACAUUGCAUAUCGGACAUCUGUGUUUGCGAAAGUAACUGUUAGCUAGUUAUAGAAAGGUGGGUUAGAUAUACUUGUCAUUUGUUUACACUUUCCUCGAGUAUUCGAGCAGUGGGGUAUAGCCAUGUUGCGACUCCUAAGACACCAGGCUAGAGGGACGAGGAGCUGCCUCUGUGGCCAGCGGCGCUAUGAGCAUCACAAGAGCGUCAUGGCCAUCCGGCGUGAGGACAUCAACGUGUGGGAGAGACGGGCGCCCCUGGCUCCGCGCCACGUUAAAGAGAUCGUCCAUGCUGGCCACAAGGUCCUCGUCCAGCCUUCCAACCGAAGAGCCAUCCACGAGAAUUAUUAUGAGAAAGCGGGGGCCAUCAUUUCCGAGGACAUUUCCGAGGCCUCGUUGAUCAUUGGCGUCAAGAGGCCUCCGGAGGAGAAACUUUAUCCCAGAAAGACCUACGCCUUCUUCUCUCACACCAUCAAAGCACAGGCAGCUAACAUGGGACUACUGGAUGACCUGAUCAAAAAGGAAGUGCGUCUCAUCGACUACGAGAAGAUGGUCGACGCCAAUGGCUUCCGUAUCGUGGCAUUCGGACAGUGGGCUGGCGUUGCAGGAAUGAUCAAUAUUUUGCAUGGUUUGGGACUUCGUUUUCUGGCGUUGGGACACCACACUCCUUUUAUGCACAUCGGUAUGGCCCACAACUACAGGAAUGUCAGCCAGGCCAUCCAAGCAGUGAGGGAUUGUGGGUACGAGAUCUCCAUGGGCCUCAUGCCCAAGUCCAUCGGCCCAGUGACGUUUGUCUUCACCGGCACAGGCAACGUCUCCAAGGGUGCACAAGAUAUCAUCAAUGAGCUUCCUGUAGAAUACGUGGAGCCUCAUGAGCUAAAAGACGUGUCUCAAACUGGAGACAUGUCCAGAGUGUACGCCACCGUUCUGAGUCGUCACCACCACCUGAUGAGGAAGAGUGACGGUGUUUAUGACCCCCUGGAGUACGAGUAUCACCCGGAACUGUACACAUCGCACUUCAGAACCAGCGUGGCGCCCUACACCACGUGCCUGAUCAAUGGCAUCUACUGGGACCCCCAGACACCGCGGCUCCUCAGGCGGCUGGACGCCCAGAGGCUCCUGAGGCACGUCAAGCCCUCCGCUGCCGCUACGGAGGGAUGGCCAGAGCUACCACACAAGCUCCUGGCGAUCUGUGACAUAUCUGCCGACAUGGGCGGCUCUAUUGAGUUCAUGACUGAGUGCACCACCAUCGAUAAGCCCUUCUGUAUGUAUGAUGCGGACCAGCACAUAGACCACGACAGUGUGGAGGGCACAGGUAUCCUCAUGUGUUCUAUUGAUAACCUUCCUGCCCAGCUCCCCAUUGAAGCCACGGAGUAUUUUGGAGACCGCCUCUUUCCCUACAUUUGGGAGAUGCUGCCCUCCGAUGCCACCAGACCCCUUGAAGAAGAGGACUUCUCACCUCAAGUUAGGGACGCUGUGAUAACGUCGGAAGGAAAGCUUACCCCAAAGUUUGAAUACAUUGAAGAACUUCGUGAACGAAGUGAGCAAGCCAAGAUCAUGAAGAGGAGUGGAAUGAAGCGAGUGCUUCUACUGGGCUCAGGUUACGUGUCGGGCCCUGUCAUUGAGUACCUCACCCGGGACCCAGGGACUCAAAUCACUGUUGCAUCAGUGUUGUUGACCCAGGCAGAGGAGCUGGCAGGGAAAUACCCCAACACGAUCCCUGUCAUGCUGGAUGUUACCAGUCAGGAGGGCCAUCUGGAGUCCCUGGUCAAAGACCAUGACCUAGUCAUUAGUAUGCUACCGUACGGGUAUCAUCCUGUGAUCGCCAAACACUGCAUCAACAAGAAGGUAAACAUGGUGACAGCCAGCUACCUGAGUCCAGCCAUGAAGGAACUCCAACAGAGUGCUGAGGAAGCUGGCAUCACCAUAGUGAAUGAGAUGGGCCUGGACCCUGGCAUCGACCAUAUGCUGGCUAUGGAGUGCAUCGACCAAGCCAAGGCGGACGGCUGCACUAUUGAGUCAUACAGUUCAUUCUGUGGUGGACUCCCUGCACCAGAAUGCUCAGACAAUCCUCUGCGCUACAAAUUCAGCUGGAGUCCAUAUGGAGUCCUCCUCAAUACCAUCAGCCCUGCCAUCUUCCUCAAGGACAACAAGGUGGUGAGCAUCCCAGCGGGCGGCACUCUGAUGGAAUCCACGGCUCCCAUGGACUUCCUGCCCGGCUUUAACCUGGAGGGCUUCCCCAACCGUGACAGCACCAAAUACUCUGAACAGUACGGCAUCGAGUCAGCCCACACACUCAUCAGAGGAACACUCCGCUUCAAGGGUUUCUCCGAAGCCAUGAGUGGCUUUGUGAAGCUGGGUCUGAUCAACACUGACCCCUGCCCCAUGCUGAAGCACACCUCCGCUCCUGUCUCCUGGAAAGAGCUGCUGUGUAACCAGAUUGGCCUGCCCCCCUCCACCUCUGAGAAGGCCUUCGAGGGAGCUGUUUACGACCGCAUCGGCCAAGACCCCUUCAAAAUGGAGACACUCAAAUGGUUUGGGAUGCUGAGUAAGGAGGCUGUUCCCCAUGCAGAGACUGUACUGGCUUCACUGGCUAAGCACCUGGAGGCCAGGCUCUCCUUUGAUAAAGGAGAGCGGGACCUGAUUAUCAUGAGGAACGACGUGGGCCUGCGCCACUCCACAGGCGAGCUGGAGACCAAGCACAUCAGCCUGGUGGUCUACGGAGACGCCAACGGCUACUCUGCCAUGGCCAAGACCGUGGGCUACCCUGCAGCCAUCGCUGCUCGCAUGGUGCUGGACGGAGAAAUCCGUACGAAGGGACUGGUGGUGCCAAUGACUAAGGACAUCUAUGGACCGGCACUGAAGAGACUGCAGGAGGAGGGCCUCAAGUUCACCUCGAAAAGCACCAUCCAAGAGCAGUAACGCAUGAGUCAUCGGCAGUGUCCCAAUAGUGUUACUGAUCCAAAAAAAGACCCCACAUUUUUUAUUCUUCAUUUCAAUUCUUUCAGAACAGUGCAGAUAAAGGGAAGGAGAUGAGGAAAGGAAGCUAUUUUAGUCGUAACGCGACACCAUGUGAUAGACAGGAAAUACAGCCGAUCAGUGGCUGGGUACCAGGCCACAGAGAAACGGGACGCAUCUCAAUAGUCUCAAGUUACUUUCUCCAUUUAUCUCCUGUCCUUCAUCUGUGCUGAUCUGAGAAGGCAGGGUGGGGGAAGGCAAUAUGGUAGAAAUCCUCAGGAGGACAGGAUAUGAGGGGAAGCAAGUUUUGGCUAUUGAGAUGCACCCUGACUUCUGAAAAAAGCAAUCUACUUUGUGUCAACAUGUCAAAUAGAACCAUUACGUUGUAUGUGAACAGUUUCCAAGCACUUUGCUUCUUUUUAUUUAAGGCUGUACAAUUCUUUACCUGGAGAACUACAACUCCCUGAGUGUCGUUAUAACAUGACGUAACGAUCCUAUAAUCUGCACAGACCUUCUAAGCUAAAGCGCCUCGUCUUUCCUUGACCAUAAUGUAUGCUUGUCCUGAUGUUGAUCAGCUGCUGCACAGUUCUGCUUAUCUUUACAUAUUGAUUUGGUUAUCUGAUCAUUGUUGAUAACACUCAGACAAUCAAGAUACUAGAACUAUCAGGAGUGAACGUGUACAGUGCCUGCUCAAAGAAAGACCAGUGAAUAAGUUGCGAGUGAACAGCACUAAUAUAAUACCGUAGCCUGGACAGCUUGCUCAUAAGAACAAGUAGUUGUAACUCACCAAGAGCCUCUGAAAAUUUUUUAACUGUAUGUUUUACUUUUUUACACAGUGACCCGCAUCACCGGUCAACCAUAGCUCAUACAAAAACCUACCAUGUCUCAUUUUCGGGCAAUAGUUUUAAAUCAAUCUACUGUAUUUGUGUACAAUUCAUUCUAAAUAGUGUGCAGAUAUAUUUAAGCGCAAAACAGAUUUAUGUUGAAUACUAUUUUAAAGAAACCAAACUAAAUGACUUGAAACACUAUUUGUUGAGUAAAGUAUCCAAGUGUAUUUAUUUUCUGGAUUGGAUAUAAAUGGUCUCCAGUCCUGCAACAUAUUGUUUCUGUGUAAUUACAUGGUUGAAAUGUAAGAUUGAUGUCUAUUUGUUAUCAAUGCCUAUUUAAGCAAAUAGAUUAGAAUGGUCAAUAUAAUCUAUCAUUCUAUUGAUAUAGAUAUACACGUGUACCUAAUAAACUGGCCAAUAUCUUCAA